AUGGCCGCUCGACGGAGGGGAGCAGAGGCCCUGGUUUCGAUCCGCUAUUGCGGGAUCGAAGGAGGGCAGCGCCACCUCUCCGGCACACCAACGCCACCGGAGGUCAACGCGGCGGCCUGGAUCCGCGGUCGCACGGCGUUGUGGGUCGCGGGAGGCCAAAUCUGGCGCAGGGAGGAUCUAUGGCGGAGCGGUGAGGGAGAUGGCGUCAGGCGGCGCAUGGCCAGGGUGCGGGGCGGGGCGGCGGCUCGGAGGGGAAGACGAUGGUGGUCGGAGGUGGCGCGCCGUGAGGAAGGAGGCUGGGGUCGCUCCGGCGCAGCGAGGAAGGAGGAAGGAGGGAGAAGAUGGAGCGGAUCGGGGGAGGGGAUGGGGGUGGUGCGCGGCAGGGGCGAGGUUGGGGUGGGCCGGCGUUGCAGGGUCGGGGCCGCCGAGUCUGGCCGUCGCGGGGAGGGGCCGUAUCCGCGACCGGGGGGCCGGCCGGGGGGUGGGGCGGCGUUGCAGGGCCGGGGCCACCGAGGCUGGCUGUCGCGGGGCCGGAGCCAUGGUCGUGGGUGGGAUGGGGCGGCGUCGCGGGACGGGGCCGUGGGAGGCCCCGCGAGGAAGGUGGAGGUGAGGGGAUUGGUGAGGCUCCGGUCGGGGUGGGUGUGGCUGCGCGGGGGGUGGGUUGAGUGGGAGGAAGUGGAGUAG
This is a messenger RNA of Aegilops tauschii subsp. strangulata, 684 nucleotides long. NCBI's taxonomy places the organism in Eukaryota, Viridiplantae, Streptophyta, Magnoliopsida, Poales, Poaceae. The record is from RefSeq and is a predicted model, not a curated record.